This is a messenger RNA of Babesia microti strain RI, 336 nucleotides long. RefSeq lists its product as hypothetical. The record is from RefSeq and is a predicted model, not a curated record. Bases 1 to 336 code for a protein of 111 amino acids. NCBI's taxonomy places the organism in Eukaryota, Apicomplexa, Aconoidasida, Piroplasmida, Babesiidae. The transcript has a single exon.
AUGACUCAGCCCUACUACGCUGGCUCGGUGGACGAUCUAUGUCCCUCCUUCAAAAAACUCCGCAUCAGUAACCCUACUUCUAAAGGGUGGAGUAUUGUUCCCUUCAGCCCUUCCUGUAUCUUCAGAAAGCUUUCCCAUGGUGCCAUAGUGGAUUUAACUGUGCAUGAGAAACUAAAGAGAUCGCAACAUAUUUCAAUGCCCAUCAAGUUAUUAAAACAGCAAGAUAGGAAUUUAAUAAUGCUCACUAAACUCAAACUUCGCCAGUUGCCAAUUGAGGAUAUUCCUAAAGCUAAAAUUAAAGAUGAUGAUAAAGAUGAUGAGAUGAAUGUGGACUAG